GUUAAUUUUUGCUGUCAUUGAAAAUGUCAUGUAAAUAAAAUUUCGAGAUCCCAAUUCUCAAUUCAAAUGAAAAUAAACACCAAAGAAUGGGUCUCUUCAAAGUGAUGUUUGUCCACCAAUUAUUUCGACCUCUCUACUUUCAAAAGACAAUCCGUCUAGUAUCGUCAACGCCGAAAAUCAAUAGUUCGCGAUUGGCGGAGGUGGGUAAGCUGAAAGAGCCAAAAAUUCGAGGUAAAUAUGACAUUGGCCAGCUGUUCCUACAUAGAAUCUUCGGUUAUCGUGGUGUAGUUUUAUUUCCGUGGUCGGCGCGCGUUUACGACCGAGACCUUCCAAAUGUACUGCCUGAAGUCGAAGAACGUGACGGCACUGAAUAUCCGGAAGGGAAGACAAGCACAUUCUACCAAGUGUUAAUCGAUUCCAGGGAUUGUCCGUACAUUAGAGCUCAAACGGAGGCGGUCACAUUUCUGGGUAAUCAAGAUUCUAAUCGAAGCCUGUACGCUAUACCCGGCCUGGACUAUGUGUCGCACGAAGACAUUUUGCCAUAUUCGAGCGGCGAAAAGGCUCCGCUUCAUCAUGAACUAUUCGAUAAGUUUCUAAGUCAUUCGGCUGAACGUGAUCCACCGUUUGAGGCACAGGAAACACUUCGAGCAUGGCAAAAGAAGAAUCAUCCGUGGUUAGAAUUGUCAGACGUUCAUCGGGAAACAAGUGAAGGGAUACGAGUUACUGUGAUACCAUUCUAUAUGGGAUGCCGUGAGACACCCGCCGCCUCAGUCUACUGGUGGCGAUAUUGUAUUCGCUUAGAAAAUUUAGGCGAACUAAGUGUACAGUUGCGUGAGAGACACUGGAGGAUAUUUUCCCUGUCCGGCACAUUAGAAACCGUACGUGGACGAGGUGUUGUGGGCCAGGAGCCGGUUCUAAGUCGUAGACUUCCAGCUUUUCAGUACAGUAGUCAUGUUAGCUUGCAAGCACCCAGCGGUCAUAUGUGGGGAACAUUUCGAUUGGAACGAGAGGAUGGACAUUCCUUUGACUGUCGAAUACCACCAUUCUCGCUAGAAAGUAAGCCAGACGACAACACAACCCCCAGCGAACCGGCUUGAUUUGGUCGAUGAGCGAGUGUUGGAUGUUUUUUGUUUUUCAAUUUGCGAUACCUGAACUGACUUUGGAUAAAAUUCAAUUUUAUUUUCAAUAAAAAGUCACUUAAGUUGUCCUAAUUCAUUAAGUCGUUGCUCAGGUACAUUAAUUAGAAACAGAAAAUAUUAAAGAGAAAAUUUCAACC
This is a messenger RNA of Bradysia coprophila, 1276 nucleotides long. It is a transcript of the gene POLDIP2, whose product is annotated as DNA polymerase delta interacting protein 2. Gene Ontology annotation, cellular component: nucleus; mitochondrial nucleoid. The record is from RefSeq and is a predicted model, not a curated record. Gene Ontology annotation, biological process: error-free translesion synthesis. Gene Ontology annotation, molecular function: DNA binding. NCBI's taxonomy places the organism in Eukaryota, Metazoa, Arthropoda, Insecta, Diptera, Sciaridae.